ACGUAUGUGUACACAUACACCUAAGCUUCACCUAAGAGUCAGCUUUGCCAGCGCAGGACGAUGCUGCAUGAGUGAACUUUGUGGCAGUCGGCGCCUGUUGGCAGCGUGUUGUAUCGUUCUCGAUGCGUUUUUGAAGACGUGUAAAGUGGUCCUGGUCGGGUGAAGUCCUGGUGGCUCGGGUGCCUAACCCUGUGGAUGACCAUUUGCUCGCCUCGUUUCCUUCGGCGAAAGAAUCAUUUCCCCUGAAAUAACCAUGGGGGAGGCAACACAAGUCAGUUCUCUGCCUUUGCCGCCGAUGCAGUAUGUUGGCCUCUACACAGAUGAAAAUGUGCAGCGUGGACGAGCUCCGUCGCCACCUCGGCCACUGCAUGAAGGUUACUCCAUGUUUGGUGCUCCAUUCCAUGGAGAUGAACCGGUCAUCCGCCCGUUGGAAAGCCAAGGCAUACGGCGGCUAUACCCACAAAACUACGAGCACAAGAAGGAGCUGAAGAAGCUUAAUCACUCCCUGCUUGUCAAUUUCCUUGACAUGGUUGACAUCUUGAUCCGGUGUCCUGACACUUCCAAGCGGAUUGAGAAGAAAGAGGACAUGAGCUUGCUUUUCAUCCACAUGCACCACCUGAUCAAUGAGUACAGGCCUCACCAAGCAAGGGAGACCCUGCGAGUGUUGCUCGACAUGCAGAGGCGGCAGCGGCUAGACACAGCGCACAGAUUCCACAAACACUUGGACAAGGUGCGUGAAAUCCUACAGAACACAGUGACUGUCCUCCCUGAACCUGAACCGACCAGCACAUGGCAGCUGCCAGUUCAGAUCACAAGUGCAGUUGGAACCACCCAGGGACAGUCACCUGUGCAGGGACACUGUCUCAGUCAAGACCGAAUUAUGUGUGGAAUAGUGGACGCUCUAUGACUGCGAUUCUACUUGCUGCCAUGAACUGGUAACGCACGCACCGCAGUGCUUGGUUUUUUAAACCUUCAUGUUGAGCACUGUGUGUAUGCUUUACAUGCUGCAGUGAACACAUAACACACACAUAAGACCAAGUGCUUGGUUUUUGAAGCACUAUGAUGACUAAUUCACAUUGCAGACAAGGUGGGAAAGUUAAUGCAUGGGAAAAGAGUGGCAGGAUUGAGGCUAAUGUUGCAGUGUCUAAAAUAAACAGUGUGAGGCUCUAAUAGUGUACAUUAUACCAAACAGUCGUGUAUGCAUGCAGUUUAUGCAGAGCUGGAUCGUGCUGUAGAGAGAUUGUGCAUGUUUUUUGUAUGCAUCAAAAGGCCAGGGGAUUGAAUAAAUAUACAUGUAUAACUA
Molecule: messenger RNA, 1303 nt
Organism: Rhipicephalus sanguineus (brown dog tick)
Lineage: Eukaryota; Metazoa; Arthropoda; Arachnida; Ixodida; Ixodidae
Gene: MED7
Product: mediator of RNA polymerase II transcription subunit 7
Exons: 5
Coding region: 254-907 (217 amino acids)
Biological process (GO): regulation of transcription by RNA polymerase II
Cellular component (GO): mediator complex; core mediator complex
Molecular function (GO): transcription coregulator activity
Source: RefSeq, a predicted model, not a curated record